Messenger RNA from Amyelois transitella, 1897 nucleotides. RefSeq names its product zinc finger protein 546. The coding region runs from base 565 to 1623 and encodes 352 amino acids. The record is from RefSeq and is a predicted model, not a curated record. Gene Ontology annotation, biological process: regulation of transcription by RNA polymerase II. Gene Ontology annotation, cellular component: nucleus. The transcript has 5 exons. Lineage: Eukaryota; Metazoa; Arthropoda; Insecta; Lepidoptera; Pyralidae. Gene Ontology annotation, molecular function: zinc ion binding; DNA-binding transcription factor activity; RNA polymerase II cis-regulatory region sequence-specific DNA binding.
AAAAGAAUAGGACCACUCCAUCUUGUUUCUAUGGAGGUCGUCAAAAGCGACUAAGGGAUAGGCUUAUAAACAUGGGAUUUUUCUUUUGGGCGAUGGGCUAGCAACCUGUCACUAUUUGCACCUCAAUUCUAUUAUUAAGCCAAACAGCUGAAUGUGGCCUAUCAGUCUUCAAGACUGUUGGCUCUGUCUACCCCGCAAGGGCUAUAAACGUGAUUAUAUUAUAUAUAUGUAAUCACUACGUUUUAGUCAAGUACAUGUCACAGAUGUCAAUGCCAAUAAUUGUCAUCUCGGUUCGCCGUCGUUAUUAUUCCAGAUAUUAGCAAAGAAAAUAAAAACAAAUAAAAAGACGAGCAAUAGUUUAAAAAUUAAAAAUAUUUGUACAUUAAACAUAUUCUCUUAGAAUUGAUUAUUUAUCUAGCAGAUUUCAAGACCAAACAUAGGAUGAAAAGUUUACUUAGUGAUGUCUAUACGAAAUAAAUUUAAAAAAUAAUUUUUUUUCGAAAAUUUUCUUACUCUGAGAAAAAAGUUCAUGUUCGAUGGUCGAAAUAAACAAGUUUUCGUAUAAUGGCGAAGAGUCAAUGCAGAGUAUGCUUAAAAGAAGGUGUGCUAAACAAUAUUUUCAGCCAACUGGGUUCAUCUAUCAUAGCGAACAAUAUAAUGAACAUAGCAAAAAUUCAGAUACAUCCAAAUGAUGGUUUACCUGAUAAAAUUUGUGUUAAGUGUGUCAAAGCAUUACAAAAGUGUUUGGCAUUUAUUCAGUUAUGUGAAGAAUCAGAUCAAGCGUUAAGAGCUACAACAACAAUAAAUAAAUGUGAACCUUAUGAUAAUUAUGAAUUGGAGAGUAAUGAAGAGUUAUUUGAUGAUAUAAAAGUUACAGAUUAUGAAUUAACUCAAAAAUGCAAUAAAAUUGAGCCUUUUUCAAGUAAUGAUAAAUCUAAUGAAAUCCUUAACUUUAAAUCCUUAAAGGAGGAAUUGGUUCCACAAAUAAUAGAAGAAAAGAAGUCUCGACAACAACAAUGUUUUACAUGUGGAAAAGUUAUGUCUUCACGGUUUCGUCUCAAAACUCACUUGAGGACUCAUACUGGUGAGAAGCCAUUUUCCUGUCCACAUUGUAAUAAAAACUUUUCAUUGGCUCAAAAUCUUAAAGUUCAUUUGCGAGUGCACACGGGCGAGAAGCCAUUGAAGUGUUCUACAUGCGGCUCUGCGUUCGCGCACUCAGCCGGUCUCGCCGCGCAUGUGCGCAAACACACCGGCCAGUUACCGUACCAAUGCGUGUUGUGUCCGCGCAGCUUUCGGACUUUUGGACAUUUGCAAUAUCAUAUAAGACACCACACAGGAGAGAAAAACUUCGAGUGCGACACUUGCGGGCGAGCGUUCAUAACUCGUAGUGAUUUGAAGCAGCACCUUCUGACACAUAGUGGGGACAAACCCCACGUGUGCUGUAUAUGUGGCGUACGGGUCACGAGAGCAUCUCACCUCAAAAGACACGUACAAAACGCCCACAAGUCCAAACAGUUUCCCUGCAAAGAGUGUUCAGUGAAAUUCAGUCUCAAAUCUGAACUUGAUAAGCAUGUGAAAGAACAUUGUCGAAAUGUUGAAGAAAAUGUUAUAAUUGGAGUUUAGUUGUGGUAGAAGCUUAUACCUAUAUACUAUUUUAUCUUUAAAAGAUAAUUGACAGAAACAACGAUAUAGAGAUUUUAUCUCUUUUUAUUAUAUCUUAAAAUGAUGAUUGCAUAUAUGAUCAGUAAAAUUAAUUGCAUAUUUUGGUUAUAUUGAGAUGUGACCGAAUAGACAAUAAAUUAUUUUGACUGCUUUCAUUUAUUUUAAUAAAAUAUAUUGUAAAACAUAUUGUGUACAUGUUUGUGAAAGCUAAUAAAGUAUUAUGUAAUUUUAAUUA